This is a messenger RNA of Didymella exigua CBS 183.55, 816 nucleotides long. Its product is annotated as Calcipressin. The record is from RefSeq and is a predicted model, not a curated record. Gene Ontology annotation, cellular component: cytoplasm; nucleus. The coding region runs from base 1 to 816 and encodes 271 amino acids. Gene Ontology annotation, biological process: calcium-mediated signaling. Lineage: Eukaryota; Fungi; Ascomycota; Dothideomycetes; Pleosporales; Didymellaceae. Gene Ontology annotation, molecular function: nucleic acid binding; calcium-dependent protein serine/threonine phosphatase regulator activity. The transcript is spliced from 2 exons.
AUGCAGGUCAGCAUACCAUCACCGUCGCGCUCGCGCGCAUCGUCAGGGAGCAAAUCGCCACUUUUCCUCGACCUCUCAGAUCUGCCGCCUCUUGUCGAGCCGUCGCCGCCCUCGAAUACAUUGAUUAUCACAAAUCUCCUCGCACCCGAGAUCUUCCAGCCCGCCACGCUCACAGAGAUCCGGCAGACCAUCGACACACACGCCAAGGUCCACACCUGGGCGCCGCUGAAGUCGUUCAAGCGGAUCGUCGUCUCCUUCUUCAGCGAGAGCGACGCCAUCACCAUCCGGCAGACGCUUGACGGUGAAGCAAUCAUGGGUUACCGCAUGCGCGUCUACUUCGGCAUCAACACGCCCAUGAACCCGUCAGACCAGCACCUGCCCCUCCCCAAGAGCGACAAGCUGUUCUUCAUCAGCCCGCCGCCGAGCCCGCCCAUGGGAUGGGAGAUGCGCAACGAGGACGCGCCGAAUACGCUCGUGCAUCCGGAGGAUUUGGCCGAGGCGCUGGCGAAGCUGCACGCCCGGCCGAAUUAUGAUGCGUACUCACCGGUUUCAGACGGCGCGUCGCCUUCCAUGUCGAGACGGCGGACCGGUAGCACCGUGGUGGUGUAUCAUCCAGAGGAUCACGGCGACUCGCCACAGCUGCCGGCGAUAAGCGUCGAGGACACGACCGAGAUGUCCGAGCUGCCUGGGAUGCCUGAGAUGCCCGAGAUGCCGAGCCCGGACACGAUGGAGGGCGUCGAGGGCGCGAUUGCGUCGGAGAAGGCGCUGGGAAGGAACGUGAGCACUGCGAGGCCGCCGGUCGAGUUGAUGCACUGA